Messenger RNA from Manis javanica (Malayan pangolin), 4745 nucleotides. It is a transcript of the gene PRR5L, whose product is annotated as proline rich 5 like. Lineage: Eukaryota; Metazoa; Chordata; Mammalia; Pholidota; Manidae. The record is from RefSeq and is a predicted model, not a curated record. Gene Ontology annotation, cellular component: TORC2 complex. Gene Ontology annotation, biological process: TORC2 signaling.
CUUGUGGCUACCAGAACCUUGGUGGCUUAAAACAAUAGAAUUUUAUUCUCUCACGGUUUUGGGGCUCAAAAGUCCAGAAUCAAGGCUUCCCAGGGCCAUACUCCCUCCAAAGGCUGUAUAGGAGAAUCUGUUUCUUUCCUCUUCCUGCUGCUCCUAGUGGCUGCUGGCAGUCCUCACCUCGUGGCAACAUCUCUCCAGUCUCUUCCUCUGUCUUCACACCACCUUCUCCUCUAUAAAUCUGUCUCCCGCACCCUCUCGAAGGAUUGCCUGGUGCCCAUCCUGAGGACUUGCUCCUCUGCAGCAUGUUUACUUGAGAAGUGGCCCCUUCAAAUGCUGCAGCUGGGGCUGCAAAAUCUCCCUACCUCAGCCUGAAGAUUGACACAUAUGGCUGGGACCUUUCCUGCUUUCAGCACUGGUUUGGGGGAUGUAGCAGAAUUAGCUGGUGAGACAGGCUGCAUGAGAAUACUUCUGGGCUGAAUUGUAAACCCUCCAGAAAAAAGUGACUAUGACCUAGUGGAGUUUUCCUUUGUCCUUCACUCUGACCAGCUCCCAAACUCACUUUAAGUCACGGAUUUGGACUUCAGGCUCACUAAAGAAUAAGAAACUGAAAUGACAGGUUUAGAUGCACGAGGACAGAAAGUGAACUGUGUGAAUGGAAGUCGACAGCAGGUGAAGGUGCUGGGUGUGCCAUUAUAUUGGGUGUGUCACUCGAUCUCAUUCAUCUCAUCAGCCCUGUGCAGUGGGCACUGCUAAUGGCUGUGGCUCUUGGGCUCAAUGUGCCCAAAGUUACACUACUUGGGAGGGGCCUCGUUAAGACUCAAAUCUAGGUUCUUUCCAAAAACCAUUGCCAUUAACCAUGGAUCCAUAAAGUCCCCUAGGACCUGCUCGGACCUGCUCAGGGGACAGUAUCCUUGAACCCCACCCUGCAGGGUCAGUUGGAUUUAGACAGAGAGGAAAAAGAAAGGAGUUCUGGGCAAGAGAAACAGAAAAUACAAUAAAAAACAUGGAAGAGGGGAUCAGCAUCACAUGGAACCAUGCCUAUUGGUUGUAAGCUCCAUGGGGCACGGACCACGUUCUCCAGAGCCAUCAUUAUAUCCCUAAUGCCUAGGUGUUGGCUAAAUUUGUGGUUUUAAGAAAGCCUGAGGGCCUGAAGGCAGCCCUGGGAGAAGCCCUUUCUGUGGGCAGUCGGAAGCAUCUGGUCUGCAGGAGGAGCCGUCCGCUCACCUGGACCUAUGACCCGCGGCUUCGCUCCCAGUCUGCCCACUGAGUUCCACAAGAUGGGCUCAUUCCGCAGGCCCAGGCCGCGCUUCAUGAGCUCCCCAGUGCUCAGCGAUCUGCCCCGAUUCCAAGCAACCCGGCAGGCUCUGCAGCUGAGCUCUAGCUCGGCCUGGAACAGCGUCCAGACUGCCGUGAUCAACGUCUUCAAAGGGGGCGGCUUACAAAGCAACGAGCUCUAUGCACUGAAUGAAAACAUCAGGAGGCUGCUGAAGAGUGAACUUGGAUCAUUCAUUACAGACUAUUUCCAGAACCAGCUUCUUGCAAAAGGACUAUUGUUUGUGGAGGAGAAGAUUAAGCUGUGUGAAGGUGAAAAUCGCAUUGAGGUUCUGGCUGAAGUCUGGGACCACUUCUUCACUGAGACUCUCCCCACCCUGCAGGCAAUAUUUUAUCCAGUCCAGGGUCAGGAGCUGACCAUCCGCCAGAUCUCCCUGCUGGGUUUCCGCGACCUGGUCCUGCUGAAGGUGAAGCUGGGUGACUUGCUGCUGCUGGCCCAGUCCCAGCCACCAUCCUCCAUCGUCCAGAUGUUGCUCAUCCUGCAGAGUGUUCACGAGCCCACAGGCCCAACUGAGGGUUAUUUGCAGCUGGAGGAACUGGUGAAGCAAGUGGUUUCUCCUUUCCUUGGCAUCAGCGAGGACCGAGGCAUCUUGGGCCCCACGUAUGCACUGGCCAGGCGCCACUCCAGGGUUCGUCCCAAGGUCACUCUCCUGAACUAUCCAUCCCCGAUGACCACCAUCAGCCGGCCACUGAAUGAGAUGGCUUUGACUCCUCUGACGGAGCAAGAGGGGGAGGCCUACCUAGAGAAGUGUGGCAGCGUCCGGCGGCACACGGUGGCCAAUGCCCACUCAGACAUCCAGCUGCUGGCCAUGGCCACCAUGAUGCACUCAGGCUUGGGCGAGGAGCCUGCGGGUGAGGACAAGUGCUUGCUCCUGCCGCCCAGCUUCUCCCCACCCCACCGGCAGUGCUCCAGUGAGCCCAACAUCACCGACAGCCCUGAUGAGCUGGAGGAGGUGGCUGGGGGCAGCCAGGAGGACUCGGAGCUGAACUGUGCUUCCCUUCGCUGAAUGCCCCCCUCUGGGACGUCCCAGCUCCUGCCUAUGGACCAGGAUGAGGAUGGCUCCAUCCCCACAGAUCGCCAAGGGGCUCUUCCUUUGGGCAAUGCUGCCUUAUGGCUUUUUGAGUGUAGGCCUAGUCUAAGUGCCCUAGGGGAAAUCCCUAUUGUAAACCUAUUUUCUUGACUGUGACUGAGCACCUCUUUGCAGCCAAACAGACCCAACUGCCUGAUAUUCACAUUCUGACUCCCAGCCUUGCCUGUCUUAGAUCCUUAUCUCUGGGCUUUUCCCCUUAGAUACUGGACUGUUUGAUGCUCCCAGCAAUGUAUCUAAGUUCCCCUGGCAUUAUUAUAGCAGGAGGUUGUCUGACCCACACACGGAGCCAGCAAGGACACGCUGGCUUUUGGAAUUCCCCUUUAGGCUCCUGUGGUACGGCAGCCUGUGGGUGAGCAGUGGUAGCAGAGAGGAACCUCUCCUCCCCUAUUCUGUACCGAGUGAAAGUAGACUGCAGCCCCUACCGAACAUGACUUUGGGAAUGUGCCUUCCUUAUUUUCAUUUCAGAAUUACUGGGAAGGAGUUGCCUGUGGGUGAAUGCCCAUCCUCACCUAUAUCCAGAUCCUAUAUGCUGCCUUUGGUUUUUGCCCCAGGAGAGCCACAAGGCUUGAGAAACCCUGUCUUUGAUUAAGCCUCACCAUUUCCCUCUCGGGCCUUCUCCCAGGCUCAAGGAACUAGCUUCCCUAGUGGAGUAGCUGGUGCCUUCAUCCGCUCCUAUUUCAGAAACUGACUGUUUUCCUUUGUGGGUGAGGGGCCAGCUGAUACCAACCAACUAGUCUGUUCCUGGAUUUAACUUGAAUUUUUUAUAUGUGCAUCAUUUAAAAAAAUUGCAAAUCCUUGUACGUAGGAUCUUGUACUGCUCAUUUCCAAUGGGGUGUAUCUUCAAACUACAAAAUAAGCAAACCCUCUCAGAAAAAGCCUGGAAGUGGUUCAGGGUACAAGUGACCCAUGGUAGACAGGACUCUUAGGCUGCAGAACUCUGGAAGCAGUUGGGCUUGAAUCCAGAAUGGCCCAUGUGAGUGUCCAGGUUUACAGAAAAGCUGCAUUGAGGUAGAGAGACUCAGUUUGCCUCAUGAGCAGAGGGUUGUAGCCAAUGGAAUGUCUUUCCUUUUAGUGGGGUUAGAUAGGGGAGAUGUGGGCAGGACCUUCUGGAGAGAUGUUCAUCUCCUGUAUAUAAACAAGUUCCCAGAAGUGGCUGGAAUUUCUGACAUGUGAAAUCACAAAAUGCUCUUUGGGGCAACAGCUUUGGUACUGUGCUGUCUCCUUAGCACUGCUCCACCCAGGUCUGGGCUCUUGAUCCACCUUGGGCCUCUGUUCUUCUCUUUGUAUUUGUCUGUUGGCCCUACUGAUAAAAGCCCCAGAAAAAGGAGAAGGCUCCCCUGGGCCCUUCUGACACCUUCUAGGUAUCCUGUUAAUAUUUGGAAACUUUAUGAUAUCUCAGAGAUAUGAGCCGGCUUGGCUUCCAAUAUAGCAGGAGGUUCCUGGGAGAGGAUAAGAACAGUUUAAUCUGGCAGCAGGGAAAGAGACAUUGUAAGCAUAUCUAACUAAGCCUUGAUGGCAUUUCCCUUCUGGGUGAAAAUCUGAAAUGCAACCAGUUUUGUUUUUGGUGGCUUGUAAUUUGGAAAUUUUGUUUAAAAAAUUGUUUCAUUUUCAUCUUUCUAAGAGAGUGAUGAAAGAGAAAUGUCUGAAGGAGAUCUGAGGAUUUCAAACAAAAAAUAAUCUCUGUGUAUGUGUUGAAUAAAGUCCACAAAUUAAAUGCAUUAGCAAACUAUCAGUAAGUAAUAACAUGAUGAUUUAUUUAACCAAUGGCUUCUGUCCUUACUGGUACACUUAGCACCUGGGAUUAGAAUUUAUUGAUCCAGAUAAAGUAAUCAUUUACUUUUUUAGUUUACAAACGUUAAUGAUCUAUUUGGUUUUAAAUGCCUUUUCCAUACACUAAAUGCCUCUGAUGAGAACAGCAGUCAUCAGUUAAAUAUGUAAUAUCUUAGACUGAGAAUGGGCAUGUCAGGACAGACCCAGUGUCCUUAAUUGCUGAUGAUUGCUAGCCACUUUACACCUUCACCUUUGACAUACAUGCCUGAUACUUAUACAGUAAAUAUUUCCAACUAUACAUAUAGCAAUUUUGUUGAUGUUUUGGGGCAUUUUAGCCAUCAGAGGUAUUGCAAGCAUUAUAUUCUUAGCCACUUUUUCUCCCCUUUAUGAGAUGAAGAUUCAUUUCGUUACUUAAACUAGGAUCUUCCUGUGGCUGAAGUUUAACGACAGGGAGCAAUCUCAACUCUAAACUCUGAGAGAGCUCACAAACCAAAAACCUUUCAUAUUGUCUGUUUCCAAAAUGAUUCAAUAAACGUCACUGUGUCCAUAUUA